Messenger RNA from Caretta caretta (loggerhead turtle), 3352 nucleotides. It is a transcript of the gene CD164L2, whose product is annotated as CD164 molecule like 2. NCBI's taxonomy places the organism in Eukaryota, Metazoa, Chordata, Testudines, Cheloniidae. Gene Ontology annotation, cellular component: cytoplasmic vesicle. The record is from RefSeq and is a predicted model, not a curated record.
CCUGGCUAUUCCCCCGCCCCCGGCCGGGACGCUGGCUGCUAGCUCCCCGCCCCUGCGCGCAUAAGCUCGCUCCGCUCCGGCUGCUUCCCGGGUGCCCCGCUCGCUCCCCCUGAAAGUGACGAACCGCCGGAGCCGGGGACUCGCUCCUGCCCCCCGGAGACAUGGGUGCGCCCCGCACCUGGGCGCGGCGGGCUGCGCUCUGCUGCGCGCUGCUCUGCGCGCCCUGGCUGCCUCUCGGCUGGGCAGGAGAGUGCAAACAGCUGGAGCCCUGUGAGAGGUGCAUUGAAGGAGACGCUUCCCGGAACAUCACAGGCUGCGUGUGGAUGCACUGCGGAGCCUUGGAGGAGCCAGGGCCCGGGGACUGCAUUGGGAAGGGAGAAGCCACCAAGGAGACAUGCUCCAUCUACAAUGUCACAGCUACAUGUCCAGCAUGGAGAGCGCCCACCAAGGAGCCCCAGCGAGCGCCCACCAAGGAGCCUGAGAUCCUCACGCCAGGGACGACAGCCGGCCCCCCGCUGACGGCCACCCCUGAGUUCCGCCCGCCUGGCUUCAACUCAGCCAGCUUCGUGGGGGGGAUCGUCCUCGUGCUGAGCAUCCAGGCCGUCUUCUACUUCAUCGUCAAGUUCCUCAAGUCCAAGGACAGCACCUACCAGACACUGGAGGAGAACCAGUAGGUGUGGCUGUGUGCGCGAGCAAGGCGACGGGAAAUGGGCCACGGCUGCAACAAGAGAAAACCUCACCCUUCCUUGGAGCUGCCCGUCGCUGGGGCUGGGGGUGUCUCCAGGGCAGCAUGUUAGCCCAGCCUGCUCCCUUCCUGGCUGCGUGCUGCACAGAGGGGGCAUGCAGGCCUUGGCUAGCCCGUUCGCUUGUAUUAAAAUGCUGUCUCCUUGCCCAAAGGCGGGGCCGAGUGCCCCACUCAAGGGAUGGAGCUGAGUAAUGUCCCCACAGCUAUUUAAUGGGACGCUACCCUGUUCCCAUCCACCACCACGGCCCACUGCUGUCACAAGCGUUUUCUUGGCUGGCGUCUGGCCGUCUCUCCCCCCCCCCGCCCCAGCCCCUGUGCUACAGCAAGGCUCUCUGCUGUCAUAGCAGUUCCCAAACAACCCCCUUUGUGGACUGGGAAAUCAACCCUUCCUCCCUACGUAAGCAUCCUCAGUCUGGCUCCAGCUUGGCUUUGUGCAGCCAGGCUGUGUGGAAAGCGUUUGCUUGUGCCCCGCCUGAUUGGCUUCCCCGGUGCUCGCGUGGCCCUGGUGAGGGAGAGAGUAGUGUAGUGGGGGAGUUAGUGGGAGGGCUGGGUUCUGUUCCUGCCUCUGCCACUGGGCUCACUGCAGAACCUCUGUGCCUCAGUUUCCCCAGCUGUACAGUAGUAAUAGCUACCUGUAAAACGCUGUGGAGUCCUUGGCUGGAAGAUGCCAGAGACAUUGUUACAGGGGUGAAGCGGCAGGUCAUACAACAAUGAGAAGAGCCUCUGAAAUCUGCAGUGGAGUGUGUCCUGCUGGAAGCAAUUCUGCGCAGCCCUUCCCCCUGCACUCCCAAGUACGCUGAACGGAGCAGACAGGGUCUGUUCUCUUAGCACUGUAGCGUCUAGAAGACCUGAAUACGAUCAGGCCCCCCAGUGCCAGGGGCUGUACAGAGGCAGAGUGAGACACAGACCCCACCCCAAGAGGUUGACUGUCUUCAAGAGGGAGAGGAAGGAUUAUCUCAGUUUUACAGAGAGGGAACUGACUCCCUGCGCGCCCAUCAGCCAGACUCUUCCAAUGAGGUCAGCCCCUCGCGCGCUGGCCUCUUGAAAAUCUGGCCUGAACUGCGUGCCGCAUGGACUCGAUGGCACAAUCAGAAAUCGAAUCUAGGUCUCCCUGAACCCCAGCCCGGUGCAUUAUCCCCGAGCCCAUCCGCCACCCCCAGCUGUGUGAAAACCGCGUCCAGCUCAGAGCGGGUCUUAUGAGCUCUCCCUCCGGCAAUUCCUGCUGCCGGGGCUCGUCGGGGAGGCAGUGAGAUGCCUGCCCCUCGUGUCCUCUUCCUGAGCCACCCCCGGAGCAAUUUCCAAAUAAUCCUGUCCCUGAAUUUCUCACUUGAUUGCUGAAUCCCGAGGAGGAUUUUUGUUCAUCCCCCCCGCCCCCUGGUGGCAGGGCAGGUGACGUUAUGCUGGCUCGCUGUGGGGCCAUCUCUAAAAUACAGGGUGCUCCUGGCCACUGGCAUCCCCAGCAGCUCCCCGUUCUGUCUGGAUGGCAGCAGUCCCCUAUGAGCCGUGGCUCUGCUCAAGGUAGCUUAGCAGCAGACGGCUCUGACCGCCCCCACCCCGCCACCCCCCCCCGGGCCAGCAGCAUGUCUGUCGGUAUCGCUUUGUCCCCCCUUCCCCAACGCAGCCGUUGUGAGGGGAAGGUGGGAUGGUUAACAGGGCCUGUACCCCUCCCUCUGCCCGCCCCCCCCCCAGCCGUCCGCGUGCUCUUGCUGUGCCGUUGUGUUGCCGUGUGGGUCCCUGGGGGGCGGCUGGGGGCAUGCUGUGUGCAGUGGGCCGAAGCCUUGUGAGCGCGGGGGCGGAAUUAAAGCUGCACGGUUUGAUUUCUCCAGGGUGGCUCUUUAUUGCUGGGCGGAUCCCAGCGCGGGGGCGGGAGGUUGAGGACAGCUCAAGGCGUGGAAAUCGCUUGGCAGAGUUACACGGGCCCGGGCAAACUGGGCUGACCUGCCGGGCAUGGGCCGGUGCUGCCGUAGCAGGUAUCUGGUUCCCCUGCCCCGCCAGGCUGCGAGGGCGAAUGGAUGCCUGUCCAGCUUUGUCCUCCGGUGUGCGAAGGGCCCUUGAGGCCGGCGUGCGCCCACGCCCCUGCUAUAGCGUCAGGCUCUCCGAUAGAAGGGUCUCUGGGAGACCAUCUCCAGCACCCGCCGUGUGCAUUAGGUCCUAAGGGGCCGGGGAGAGGCUGACAACAUUUGGGUUUUCAAGGACAAGGACGGGGGUGGCCAGUACAACCUGCCCAUGGGAAGCAAGGAGCCAUGUCCCUGGGCUGUGCAUAAUUGGCCUGUUUCCCUACAAGCAGCCCUGUGUGUGUCUGUCUGUCCGUCCCCCACCCAUGGUUUAUUUGCCCAUCUAACUACAUUACCCUCUUGGGGCCAGAUCGACAGCGGGAUGGUGCCAGCCCUGGUUUAGGGACAGAGGAGGAUCCUCUGCUGAGAGCUGCCUCCCUGGGCUGGGAUUGAACCAGCGACCUGGUUGUGAAGGGUUCCUUGCGCUGCCAAGCCCCUGGGGCAUCCAGGCCUGUCUGGGCCAGCAGCCUGCGCCAGGGUGGGGAAUGGCUGCGCCGGGGGCGGGCAGCGAUUGCAGUAGGAUUCGGCCCUCGCUGGUGAGCUCUCUUCUUUG